Anopheles maculipalpis is the source of this 1661-nucleotide messenger RNA. RefSeq names its product myrosinase 1-like. Gene Ontology annotation, biological process: carbohydrate metabolic process. The transcript has 6 exons. The coding region runs from base 1 to 1659 and encodes 552 amino acids. The record is from RefSeq and is a predicted model, not a curated record. Gene Ontology annotation, molecular function: beta-glucosidase activity. NCBI's taxonomy places the organism in Eukaryota, Metazoa, Arthropoda, Insecta, Diptera, Culicidae.
AUGGUACCCCGCAGCAGCAGCGGCAGUAGCCGUAGUAUGUUCCCAGGUGUUUUAGUAGCAGUCCUCGCCUUGAUUGCGUUGACACCGGCAAUAGAGGGCAGGUUUGCACGACGCUUUCCGUCCGACUUUCGCUUCGGGGUUGGGAGCAGCGCGUAUCAGAUCGAGGGUGGCUGGAACGCAAGCGGCAAGGGCGAAUCAAUCUGGGACCGGAUGACGCACCGUCAUCCGGAAAAGAUUGCCGACGGAAGCAAUGGGGACGUUAGCUCGGAUAGCUAUCACAAUUGGCGACGAGAUGUCCAGAUGGUACGGGAACUUGGGGUGGAUGUUUAUCGGUUUUCACUCUCCUGGACACGCAUCAUGCCGAACGGGUUCCUGAACAGUGUUAGCAAAGCCGGCAUCGGUUAUUAUAGCAAUCUAAUCGACGAGCUUCUAAAGUACAACAUCACACCUAUGGUGACGCUUUACCAUUGGGAUCUGCCGCAUCGUUUCCAGCAGUUGGGUGGUUGGAAUAAUGCUGAAAUGAUCGGUUUCUUCCUGGAGUUCGCGAAGGUAGCGUUCGAACAGUUUGGUGAUCGAGUAAAGAUCUGGACCACCAUCAACGAACCAUGGCAUGUCUGUGAGCAUGGGUAUGGAGUGGAUUUUAUGGCACCUGCUCUAGACUAUCCGGGCAUCGCUUCGUAUCUGUGUGGACAUAACCUACUGAAGGCACACGCCGAGACGGUUCACAUGUACCGUAGAAUCUUCCAACCGAAGCAGCAGGGCAAGAUUGGCAUCACGCUUGACACAUCCUGGCCCGAGCCGGCCACAAACAGUGAGGACGAUCGUAUGGCUUCGGAAAUUGCAGCCCAAUUCUAUCUGGGCUGGUUCGGACAUCCAAUCUUUUCCGCGACGGGCAACUACCCACAAAUUAUGAUCGAUCGGAUCGGAGCAAUGAGUCGGCAGCAGGGCUACACAAAAUCACGGCUACCAACCUUCACCAAGGAGGAGAUCGAACGGAUCAAGGGUACGUCCGACUUCUUCGGCAUUAAUUCGUACACGAGCAUACUGGUGCGCAAGAACGAUCGAAACAAUUCGGCCAACUUCCCAGUGCCGUCCUUCAACCAUGAUAUGGGCGUGGUAGAAUCUGCCGAUCCCGACUGGCCAAAGAGUGGUUCCGUUUGGUUGCAUGUUGUACCGUCCGGUAUGAACAAGCUGCUGAACUGGAUUCGACGCGAGUACAACAAUCCGCCGGUGUACAUUACGGAGAAUGGCGUGAGUGAUCUUGGUGGGACGAACGAUGUGAAGCGUAUCGACUACUUCAACUCGUACCUGGAGGCCGUACUGGACGCGUUGGAAGAUGGGUGCAACAUUCAGAUGUACAUUGCCUGGAGUCUGAUGGAUAGCUUCGAAUGGAAGGCGGGCUACACCGAGAAAUUUGGUCUGUACCACGUCGACUUUAGCAGCCCCAACCGGACACGAACACCGAAAGCGUCCGCGAAGGUGUACGGCAACAUCGUACGAACGCACCAGAUCGAUUGGAGCUUCCGGCCAACGCCGGAGGUGAUCAUAAUGCCACCAGCUCCGUACCAGUCGAGCAGCAAUCGGUUAAGCAUUACGGUACCGGUGGUAUGCCUCAUAGUGGCCACCCUUGGUGCGCUAGUCAAGGCUCUGUGCUGCUGACA